GAGAAACGACUGAAGCUCAUCAGUUCGGUCUGUGAUCACUUUCCCAGUGAUAGCAUCUUUUAGAGACACCACGACGACACAGUUUAAUUGCAUUGAACUACCGUCUCUCAAUCUCUGUUCUUCUCCCUCUCUACCAACCCUUGCCACUCUAAGAGUACGGUGUAGGCAUGUGGACUUGCUUGGUAGCGAAGUAAAAACGAGGUUAAGGAAACCGAACGCCCAAUUGCAAGUUUACAACGUUUACAUCACCAAAAAAAUAAAACCAAGCACACUUUGCAGUAGGGACCAGUGUCAAAAGCCCAAUUGAGGCAUGACUACUUUGUGUGUGUGGCUUGUGGCUACUGACUCCUCUCUCUUUACUGAUUUUCAGAGUACAGUAGGCAUGUGUGUGUGUAUAUGUUAGCUUGACUCUUGUUCAUCCGCCACUUUAUCCUUGUUGUAUUUUGGCUUUUAAUUCUCUCGGUCCUCAUAUAGUCAAUACGGGCGGUCGUCUUGAUACAAUCCAUAAUAAGUUUGGAUUGAUUUUUUCCCAUGGCAAACCUUAACUUGGAAAAAGAUGUUUCAGGUGUUUUGAGAUCAUUUUCAGAUUCACCGCCAACUCAUUACUCCGUAGAAAUACAGUUGUUUUCGUUGCUUAUUGAAACGUACUCAGAGAAUGGAUAUGAAUCGAAGGAGUUUGAAGCUGGAGGGUACAAAUGGAAACUGGUGUUUCACCCAAAUGGAAACAAAAAGAAGAAUGUAAAAGACCACAUCUCCCUCUACUUGGUAAUGGCUGGAACAGAUUCACUAGAUAGUAGUUGGGAAGUAUAUGUUGAUUUCAGACUGUUUCUGCUCGAUCAGAAUAAGGGAAACUACUUGGUUUUUGAAGAUGCUUUAACAAAGAAGAAAUGCUUUCAUGGGGCAAUGCGUAGUGCAGGUUUCGAUAAACUUAUCCCUCUUGAAGAUUUUACUGAUGUUUCCAAUGGAUUUCUAGUCGACGAUACAUGUGUGUUUGGAGCCGAGGUCUUUGUUUGUAAAGAAAGAAGAACAGGCAAAGGCGAGUGCCUAGCAAGGAUGAAGGAAGCCUCUGUAUGCAAACAUGUUUGGAAGGUUGAGAAAUUUUCAUCUUUGGAUGCUGCAUAUGAGUCUGAACCGUUCACUGCUGGGGGCUAUAAUUGGAAGAUAAAGCUUUAUCCUAAGGGAUGUGGCGAAGGUAAGGGUAGUCAUCUUUCUCUAUUUUUGUACUUGGCUAGUCCCAUAACCCUCCCCCCUGGCUCUGAACUAUUUGUGGAGUAUAGAUUUCGCAUUCUGGAUCAAAUUCAUCACCAGCAUCAUCAUCCUUCUAGUGCUAAGAACUGGUUCCGUCACUUCCGUGACGGUACAGGUUGGGGUUGCCGUAAAUUCAUUGAACAAGAAACUUUCGGGCAGGUAGACAAGGGGUUUUUGAAGAAUGAUGCUUGCAUUGUGGAAGCAGAGGUGACUGUCCAUGGAAUUUCUAAAGCACUAUCGCAAACUAGUCCUCAAUCCCAAUGUUUUAAAACGCUGAGGCGUACCCCGAAGCGUUUUUGGGAGAGCCUUGAUAAGGCGUAAGCCUCAUGACAAUGCAUUAUAUGAAAAUGAUACAUAUAUUAUAAAACAUUAAUAAUGUAAGGAAACAAUUUUAUUCACUGAUAAUUAUUGGUCGACCCCUAA
Messenger RNA from Rosa chinensis, 1671 nucleotides. RefSeq lists its product as uncharacterized. The coding region runs from base 532 to 1569 and encodes 345 amino acids. Lineage: Eukaryota; Viridiplantae; Streptophyta; Magnoliopsida; Rosales; Rosaceae. The record is from RefSeq and is a predicted model, not a curated record. Gene Ontology annotation, molecular function: protein binding. The transcript is spliced from 7 exons.